AUGAUCCGCCCCUUCCUGCAGAUCGUAACCCUGGGCCUGAUUCCGGGCCUGGCAACCGCAGACCCAACCACCAGCACCCUCUACGCAACGCACUACAACACCUCAUCGAUCUACACAUUGUCGCUGACGCGUUUCAACGGCAGCUAUAGUCUUACCGAGACCGCCUCGCUGAAGACCUGCGGCACGUACCCGUCCUGGAUCACGCUCGAUUCUUCCACGAAGACACUGUACUGCUCUGAUGAGGACGGUUACCGCAAUGCCGAUGAGUCGGUGAAUGGGUCGUUGACGGCGCUCAGUGUGGGUGAGGAUGGAAGCUUGAGCGAGAAGGCUGUUACGGGGAAUGCGCCGGGGAGUGGGGUGCAUAAUGUUGUUUACGAGGAUGAGGAGGGAGAGAAGUAUCUUGCUAUUGCGCAUUACUCCGGCGCCGCAUUAUCGACCUUCGCCCUUCCCCUACAAGACGAUGCCGACCCACUGCAGGUGCUUGAGUUCGAGCUCGAGGCGCCCGGCACAGUCCCCGAGCGCCAGGAAGCGCCGCACCCACAUCAAACCUUCCUUGACCCGACCGGAUCCUUCGUGCUAGUCCCCGACCUCGGCGCAGACCUGAUCCGCGUGUUUGCGAUUGACAAAUCCAACGGCGAGCUAAGCACUUGUCCCAGCCUGAACUACACGCUCGGGGGCGGUCCUCGACACGGCGUGUUCCGGACUUUCUCGGAAGAGCCUCGAAUUCGAGGACGCGCUCCUGGUCCCGAGCCAGUUCUGUAUGUGGCUGGCGAGCUCAACGGUGAGGUUGAGGCCUUUGUCGUCUCGUACCCUAACAGCGGGUGCCUCUCUUUCACGCAGUUCAAUACCAAUGUCCCCUAUCCUUCGGGUCUGCCUGAGGGCGCGUCGCUGGGAGAAAUCAGACUAGCCGACGACGAUCUGUACGUCUCUGUGCGCCAGGACUCUGCGUUUGACGGGGACGACUCGCUCGCUCGGCUGAGUCUGGGCAAGGAUGGGAAGGUCGAAUUUGAGGAGAUUAGUACAUCGGGCGGUGUGAUGCCGCGGACGUUUGCGAUUAACAAGGCUGGGGAUUUGGUGGCCGUCGGAAACCAGCUUUCUUCGACUGUAGCCAUUGUGGAGAGAGACCUCGACACGGGAGUCCUUGGUGAAGUUGUUGCCGAAUUGCUUGUUGGUGUGCCUGGAGAUGACAACAUGGAGGGUCCCCCCAUGUAUGGUUUGAGCAGCAUUAUCUGGAGUGAGUGA
Molecule: messenger RNA, 1242 nt
Organism: Aspergillus mulundensis
Lineage: Eukaryota; Fungi; Ascomycota; Eurotiomycetes; Eurotiales; Aspergillaceae
Product: lactonase family protein
Exons: 2
Coding region: 1-1242 (413 amino acids)
Molecular function (GO): protein binding; 6-phosphogluconolactonase activity
Source: RefSeq, a predicted model, not a curated record